AGAUACCUCCCCCACCCAUCCUCAUUUAAACUGCCAGGGAACUAAAAAAUUUUCUGACCUGAAAAAAAAUCUAUUCUUACUGCUGCAACUUUCAGAGUGUGUGUAAAUCUUUUAGGCCUUUUACUACUGUUAAUUCAGUGUAUGUUGCCAGUCCAUACUGCAUCUUCUUCUCUGCUUUUGACCCUCAUACUGAUUAUCAAGAAAUGGAACCUCAAUACACACCUCUCAAGAUUGCCCGUUUUGCAGACUUCGGGAUUGGACUUACAAACAUGGAGAGUAAUAUGUUGAGUGGUGGAGAAGGGUCGCCUCCAAUUGGGCUAGGUCUUGAGCUUGGACGUGGAUCUGAUCAUAGGCCAACUGGGUUCACAAAAUCGUGUGGGUUCACUGUUUUUCAACUGCAAGAACUGCAGCUUCAAUCUCUUAUCUACAAGUACAUGGAAGCUGGUCUCCCUGUCCCUAAUCAUCUCCUUCUCCCUCUAUGGAAAAGUGUUGCUGGUUCUCUUGGUGGUCUCCAUGCCAAUCCUUAUCAACUCUACUCUAGCUAUUUGGGUUGUGGACCAUUGCACUUGGAGUAUAAGAAUGGGGUUGAUCCAGAGCCCGGAAGAUGUAGACGUACGGAUGGGAAGAAAUGGAGGUGCAGCAAAGAAGCAGUCCCAGACCAUAAAUACUGUGAGAGACACAUGCAUAGAGGCCGACAGCGUUCAAGAAAGCUUGUGGAAGCUUCUCAAGCUACCAGUAGUGGUAGUCGUAUUAUCAGGCAUGGAAAUGCUGACACCAACCUCUCCAUUUCUCUGCAACUUGAUAACAGUAAUACUAGCAGUAGUGGCAGCAGCGGCAAUCUUUCUUCCGGCUUUAUUGGUUUCUCCCCAAAGAGUGUUCUUCGUGGAAGUAACCCAAAAUCUGAAUCUUCAAUACAAUUUCAAGAAAUUUAGAAGAAAAGAAAAAAAGAAAGGUUUAACAAUGACAGAUCUCUAUCUAACGUUUGUAGGUAAAGCUAAAAGCCUUUGGGAGAGUUUUUUAUUUUUUUAUUUUUUUUGUGUGUGUGUGUAAUAUUUGAUAUGUGAGAGACAUUAAUGGUGUUUGUAGGUUUCUUGGGUUGCUUGGUGGUGAGUAGUGAUGAUGAUGGGCUCCAUUUCUGAUGGAAUUUGUAACGUGACUUUAGUUAUGUUUCAAAAUGCCCUUUGUUUUUUUUGGUCAUCUGUCGCUCUUUUUCAAUGCUAUGGUUAAAUGACAAUGAAAUGCUAAACUUUUAUAUGAUUUAUGUACUAUUAACAACAA
Gossypium arboreum is the source of this 1278-nucleotide messenger RNA. RefSeq names its product growth-regulating factor 10-like. Lineage: Eukaryota; Viridiplantae; Streptophyta; Magnoliopsida; Malvales; Malvaceae. Gene Ontology annotation, molecular function: ATP binding. Gene Ontology annotation, cellular component: nucleus. The record is from RefSeq and is a predicted model, not a curated record. The transcript is spliced from 3 exons. Bases 204 to 932 code for a protein of 242 amino acids. Gene Ontology annotation, biological process: DNA-templated transcription; regulation of DNA-templated transcription; developmental process.